Symbiodinium natans is the source of this 3363-nucleotide messenger RNA. Lineage: Eukaryota; Dinophyceae; Suessiales; Symbiodiniaceae. The record is from the annotation of a GenBank genome assembly.
AUGUUCACCAGCUUGGACGCAGAUGGUAGCGGCAGCAUCUCCCGCGACGAGUUUGCGAAGCUGAUGCAGCAGAUGCAGGGUCAGGCCCCUGGCGCGUACACCGGCGCGCCGGGCGCCGUUCCCUACGGGGCUCCGGUCACGUACGGAGCACCGGCAACUGGCGCCAGCCCUUACGGAGCUCCGGUCAGCUACGGUGCUCCUGCGCCUGCCACAUAUGGGGCUCCGGCUGGCUACGGAGCUCCGGUGACCUACGGAGCUCCGGCGCCUGCCACGGCCAGCCCGGUGACCUACGCGGCUCCGGCGCCUGCCACGGCCAGCCCGGUGACCUACGCGGCUCCGGCGCCUGCCAACUAUGGAGCGCCAGCAACCAGCCCAGUCACCUACGCCGCCCCGGCGCCUGGCCCGGUGACUUACGCAGCCCCUGCCCCUGCCAAUUACGGAGCUCCAGCAAGCAGCCCAGUCACCUACGCGGCUCCGGCGCCUGCCACCACCAGUCCGGUGACCUACGGAGCUCCUGCGCCUGCCACCUACGGCGCUCCAGCCCCGGUGACCUAUGUGGCUCCGGCGCCUGGCCCGGCCACCUACGGAGCUCCAAUGCCUGCCUACACAGCUCCGGCCGCCACAACCAGCCCUGUCACCUACACGGCUCCUGCAGCCACAACAAGCCCGGUGACCUACACAACUCCGGCCGCCACUACAAGCCCGACAGUUCCGGCCACCACUACAAGCCCCACCGCUGUGGCACCAGGCUCAUCUCAAGCAAUGGCCCCUAUGUCAUCCUCGGCUGCAGUGGCGGCGCCGAUCCAGAGCAUGCCAGCGACGACCACCCCGGUCACCACCUACACCGCUCCAGCCGCCACUACCAGCCCGGUUACCUACACAGUGCCGGCUGCCACCACGGCGCCUGCCACUGCCGGCCCGGUCACCUAUGGAGCUCCGGUUCCUGCCACGACUGGCCCAGUGACCUAUGGAGCUCCGGUUCCUGCUUCCGGCACCAGCCCUUACGGAGCUCCUGUCAGCUACGGUGCUCCGGCACCGAGCACCACCAGCCCUUAUGGAGCCCCGGUCUCCUACGGAGCUCCGGUGCCUGCCACGAGCCCGGUCGUCACCUACGCAGCUCCAGCGCCUGCCCCUGCCGGCCCGGUCACCUAUGGGGCGCCAGCGCCUGCCACGAGCCCGGUUGUCCCAUACGCAGCCCCGGCGCCUGCCACCUACGGGGCUCCGGCUCCAUACAUGGACCAAUUCGCCCGCCUGGACGUGAACAGUGAUGGCACGCUAUCCCGCGAGGAGUUUGCGAAGCUCAUGGGCCAGGUGGCACCCGGACCUGGCUCUUCUGUGCAGUACGCGCAGCCACAGCCAGCUUAUGGUUCCUCGGUGGCGGGUCCCUCGGUGGCUAUGCCGGGCCCUGCUCCAGCGCCAGGCCCUGCUCCAGCGCCGUCGAACGCUGUGUACGCAGCCCCAGCACCAGGCACGACCCCUGGCCCAGCGCCGUCGAACGCUGUGUAUGCAGCCCCAGCGCCGGCCCCUGGCCCGGCGCCAUCGAACGCUGUGUACGCUGCCCCAGCACCAGGCACAACACCGGCCCCUGGCCCGGCGCCAUCGAACGCUGUGUACGCAGCACCUGCACCAGCCCCCGGCCCAGCGCCGUCGAACGCUGUGUACGCAGCACCUGCACCAGGCACAACACCGGCCCCUGGCCCAGCGCCGUCGAACGCUGUGUACGCCGCCCCAGCACCAGGCACAACACCGGCCCCUGCCCCAGCGCCGUCGAACGCUGUGUACGCAGCACCUGCACCGGCCCCCGGCCCAGCGCCGUCGAACGCUGUGUACGCAGCACCUGCACCAGGCACAACACCGGCCCCUGGCCCAGCGCCAUCGAACGCUGUGUACGCCGCCCCAGCACCAGGCACAACGCCGGCCCCUGCCCCAGCGCCGUCGAACGCUGUGUAUGCAGCCCCGGCACCAGCACCGACCCCCGCACCUGCGCAGCCCAUGACCUACGCUGCACCAGGCCCUGCACCUGGCCCGCAGCCCAUGACAUAUGCUGCCCCAGCGCCCGCACCCGCCCAGCCCAUGACAUAUGCUUCCCCGCAGCCCAUUCCCUAUGCUUCCCCAGCACCCGCCACCUACACUGUGGCACCAGGCUCAUCCCAAGCAGUGGCCCCCAUGACAUCCUCGGCUGCAGUGGCGGCACCGAUUCAGAGCAUGCCUGCCACGACCAGCCCUGUCGCAAGCCCGGUCACUACCAGCCCGGUCACCUACACCGCUCCGGCCGCCACGACCAGCCCGGUCACCACCUACACAGCGCCGGCUGCCACUACUAGCCCUGCGGUGACGUAUGCAGCUCCUGCGCCUGCCACCACCGGACCGGUCACCUAUGGAGCUCCAGUGCCUGCCACUACUGGCCCGGUGACGUACGGAGCUCCCGUGCCUGCCACUACCAGCCCGGUCACCUACAGCACAGCACCAGCUCCCACCACCAGCCCGGCCACCUACACAGUGCCGGCUGCCACCACAAGCCCUGCGGUGACGUAUGCAGCUCCGGCGCCUGCCACUACCGGCCCGGUCACCUAUGGAGCUCCGGUGAGCUACGGAGCUCCGGCGCCAGCCACCUAUGCGGCUCCGGCGCAGUCCUCAGACCAGUUCGCCCGCCUGGACGCGAACAAUGAUGGCACGCUGACCCCCGAGGAGUUUGCGCAGCUGAUGGGCCAGGCCCCUGGUGCGUACGCUGCCGACCCCUAUGGGGCUGUCACCUACGGAGCUCCAGCGCCUGCCUACGGGGCCCCGGUCAGCUACGGAGCUCCGGUGCCUGCCACCACCGGCCCGGUGACCUACGCACCCGCCGACGCCUAUGGAGCUCCGGCGCCUGCGCCGGUCACCUACGCGGCUCCAGCGCCUGGCACCGCCGACCCCGCCGGAGCUCCGGUCAGCUACGGUGCUCCAGUCAGCUACGGUGCUCCGGUCAGCUACGGUGCUCCGGCGCCUGCCCCGGUCACUUAUGGAGCUCCUGCUGCUACCGCCCCGGUCACCUACGCCGCUCCAGCGCCUGGCACCACCAGCCCCUACGGAGCGCCUCAGUACACGUACGCCGCCGCUCCCGGGCAGUUGUCGGCCGCACCAACCUUUGUGCCAAGCGCAAGCUACCAGACCCCAUAUUCGUACCCGAUGGCAGCACCAAUGUCCGGCGGCAGUGACCUCUUUGCCCGCGUGGAUGCGGAUGGCAGUGGCAAUAUCUCGCCCGAGGAGUUUGCGAAGUACAUGCAGAUGCAGGGCCAGGGCGGGAGCACCAACUGCCCGGCCUGCGGCAACGUGUACUUGGACGACUCGCUGUUCUGCCGCAAGUGCGGCCGCAAGCGCGACUAG